AUGAGACCGAAAGAGAAAGGAUUGUCAGAUGACGACAUUGAGAGGAUUGUUAACUUUGAUUGGGAUGCCUCUUCUGACGACGAAAGUGAUGACGAGAUGGAUGACAUUUCUGCAGUGCUAGAGAAGAAUUUGGAAGGGAUCGUGCAAAGAGGGGAAACUGUAGAGAUUGACCUUCUCGAAAAUAUGAUUGCAGAAGAAUGUGAGCCGAAAUCUUGUGUGGCUGAUAAUUGCUUUGAAAAAGUUGACCCCAAGACACUAAAGGGGGAAAAAAGGCCAUUUGCACCUUUGGAGACCAGUUGGGAAGAAAAUACUUUGAAGGUCGACGAUGUGAUGAUGCCAGUAGAAUAUUUCUGCACUUUUUUUAAUAGCCAAGUUUUUGAUUUGAUCACACAACAAACAGAUUUAUAUGCGCUGCAAGAACACGGCAUUGAGCUCAAAUACACUGUUGAAGAUAUUAAACGCUAUAUUGGUAUUUUGUUGUACAUGGGUGUUUUAAAAUUGCCUCAACUCAAAAUGGCAUGGUCAAAAGAUUUAAAUCUUACCGCUAUAACAGAUUCAAUGCCGCGCGGAAAGUUUGAAAAAAUAAAACAAUGUUUACAUUUCAACGAUAACACUAAACAAUCCAAAAAAGGCGAUUUGAACUAUGACAAGUUGUACAAAAUACGUCCUUUACUAGACAGUCUCAAAGAAAAUUUUGGAAAGCUACCCCAGGAAGAACAUCAAAGCAUUGAUGAACAAAUCAUUGCGUUCAAAGGUCGAUCGUCAUUUAAACAAUACAACCCUGCUAAGCCUCAUAAGUGGGGUCUGAAAAUGUUUACGGGUGCUGGAACCUCUGGAUUAGUGUACGACUUUACGUUGUAUGUUGGUGAAGGUACCUGUCCUGCUUAA
Messenger RNA from Anastrepha ludens (Mexican fruit fly), 888 nucleotides. RefSeq names its product piggyBac transposable element-derived protein 4-like. NCBI's taxonomy places the organism in Eukaryota, Metazoa, Arthropoda, Insecta, Diptera, Tephritidae. Bases 1 to 888 code for a protein of 295 amino acids. The record is from RefSeq and is a predicted model, not a curated record. The transcript is spliced from 2 exons.